Raphanus sativus (radish) is the source of this 729-nucleotide messenger RNA. RefSeq lists its product as uncharacterized. Lineage: Eukaryota; Viridiplantae; Streptophyta; Magnoliopsida; Brassicales; Brassicaceae. The coding region runs from base 74 to 541 and encodes 155 amino acids. The record is from RefSeq and is a predicted model, not a curated record. The transcript has 3 exons. Gene Ontology annotation, molecular function: fatty acyl-CoA hydrolase activity.
UUGCGCCUUUCAGAGUCAAAUUCCCAAUUCAAAAAAAAAAAAAAAAAAAAAAAAGAGGCGGAAGGGAAAAAACAUGAGCCUCGAAUCGGUGAAGCAGUAUCUGGAAGGAGUGAAGAAUGACGAGGAAAAGGAAUCGAAAGUGGCGAAUUUGCCACAGAGAUUCAUCGAGAGAUUCGUGACGAAAGGUAUUAAAGUAGAUCUCAUCGAACCCGGUCGAAUCAUCUGCUCCAUCAAAGUCCAACCUCACCUCCUGAACGCAGGCAAUUCCUUACACGGAGGAGCAACGGCGACUCUGGUUGACUUGAUAGGAUCGGCUGUGAUUUACACAACCGGACUUUCGAGCUCCGGAGUGUCGGUGGAGAUCAAUGUUUCUUACCUCGAUGCUGCUUUACUUGACGAAGAGAUAGAGAUUGAGUCAAAGGCUUUGCGUGUGGGUAAAGCUGUAGCAGUUGUGAGUGUUGAGCUGAGGAAGAAGAAGAAUGGUAAGCUUAUUGCUCAAGGUCGCCAUACUAAGUACCUUGCUCCUCGUACCAAGCUUUGAUUCUUAUUCGUUACUAGUCUCAUUUUCAACUCAAACAAAUAUGAAUCGGUUUGUCUUAUCUCAUCAUGUGUUUAUGUUAAUCACAUUAAACUAUGUUGAACGAGUUAAAAACGAUAUGUAUGUCUACACUUUAAACAUAAACAAUUCGAAACUAUUGUUACCGGCUAAUCAUGUUUACCGGCAUAAUC